Messenger RNA from Paramecium octaurelia, 1151 nucleotides. NCBI's taxonomy places the organism in Eukaryota, Ciliophora, Oligohymenophorea, Peniculida, Parameciidae. The record is from the annotation of a GenBank genome assembly.
AUGAAAAAGCAUCCUUCUGAAAAUUUAUUAGAUUAUUGUGUGUAUUACAAAGACAGAUAACUUCCAGCUUUACAUAAAACUGAGGCAGUUAAAAGAGCCCUGAUCAUGGAUUCAAUAACAAACAAUGAACACCCCCUCAAUCAGUUGAUCGAAAAAAAACAAACAUUUGUACCCUUCAUCAAUGAAAGGGAUAGUAUGGGUAGACUGAUAUCAAGUGAAUCUUACCAUAGAAAAAGAAAAAGUGAUGCAUCCAGUAUCUUUAAUUCUCCAAAAAGCAGUCAUCACUUUCUCAGCAAGAACUCGAUUUCAAAUACAAGUAGUUUGUAUGAGAAUUCACUACCUGCCACAAGGCUAAAAUUAAAGAAUCUUUUGGGAGGCACUCCUGAAAAUACAGAAUUAAUUUAAUCUACUUUAUUAGCUAGUUAAAGCGAAUUUAAAUAAUCUUUCUAGUUCAAUUCCAAACACAACCAGAUCUCUUUGAGAUUACAUAGAAAGAACAAUAGUCUCUAAAAUAAACUGCCUCAAUUUGGUCGAGAAUCUAGGAUUCCAGAAUUAAAAUUGUUCAAGUAACCAACUACACCCCAAGCCACUCGAUUCUUUUAAAGCAAUUAUGUGAUAGAAAUGUUUAAUUAAAAUAAGUAUGAAAUCUUAAAAAUAAUAAAAGGAUCCCUGAUUACAAAAUGCAAUAUGUAAUUUUGAUGGAAAGAAUGAGUAAAUUUUAAUUGGAAUUUUUGAAAGAUGUUUCUGCAAAUGAAAGAAGAAGAACAUUCGUUAAAUUGGACAAGAAUAGAAGAUUCAAAUUAAGUUUAUUGUUACUAAUUUCUAAAGCUUAAACCCAGUACGGAAUGUUAUAAUGAUUUGUAUAUAAUUUAUGGAUGAUAAUAGUUUAAUUGUUAAUUAGUGUUGCAUGUAUUCACUUUGUUUUAGCUAAAUAUACAAUAUUUUUAGACACUAAGCAAGUGUAGGAAAGUUCCUUCUUAAUUGAUAUCAACCCAACUCAAUUGGAAUAAAAUAACACCUUGCAAUUACAAAAAUUUUAUAUUUAUUAAUAUUUAGGUCAAAUCAGAGUUCUCUCUAAGACUCAAUAAACGCUUUAAAGUGAUAUUUGACACAAGUUCAUCGUAAAUGUGGUUACCAAGUGUCAAUUAUUA